Molecule: messenger RNA, 1263 nt
Organism: Branchiostoma belcheri (Belcher's lancelet)
Lineage: Eukaryota; Metazoa; Chordata; Leptocardii; Amphioxiformes; Branchiostomatidae
Product: countin-3-like
Exons: 7
Coding region: 75-863 (262 amino acids)
Source: RefSeq, a predicted model, not a curated record
GACACACCAUAUUCACAUGCGCAGUCCUCAGCCGACCUGUCUUUCUGAUCACCCUACCAAACGAACAGGACAAGAUGAAGUCCGUCGCCGUGGUUCUUGCCGUUCUCCUGGCGUACCAGUGCCUGGCCGUCCGCCACCCGGGCCCACUGGUUCAGCCCGGAGGCCUGUCCCUGAGUCGGACCCUCAGUAAGCCCAGCAAAGUCGGCGACAUGGACAUGUGCAAGUUCUGCGUGGAUUUCACUCAUAACGCCAUCCAGACUAUUGGAGAAGCCAUUCUCGAGGGCGGUUUGACGGCAGGCUGCUCAAAGUUGUGUGGGAUCGUCGGCAACAAAACAGACAGCAAAGCAGUGGAGCUGGCCUGUGACGCGUUGUGUACGCUCGUGGGAUUCGAAGAGUUCGUCAACGCAUUCAACAAGGCCGACGUGGACCCGAUCUACUACUGCGAGCUACUGAACCAGUGUCCGAUUGUCGACAACGGCGAUGCGACCAUCACCCUUCUGUCCGUCAAUCCAAAGUCCGGACCACAAGGGACUUUUCUCAUCGACCUUGAGUAUGAGACGAAGAACGGCACAGGGACAGGGGAACUGCUGAUAUACCUGGACACUGUGGACGGUCUUCCGAUAGGUUCGUCCUUCCUGAACGAGCCCCAGGACCCAGGGAAGUACGGAGUAAAACUCAACCUGAACGCGGUGCCGCCACAAGGCUGCGAGGUCGCAUGUGAAUCUUUUGAGCCGGGCGUCUACAACAUCACUAUGCACGUCUGCAAUGGUCAGUGUUACAGCAAACAUCCCCACAGUAAGAUCUACGACAUGAAGAAAACCAACUUCACCAUCACCGGACCACCACCGACACCAUCUCCCUAGACACAAAACAGCGGCUACAAGGGACAAACGGAUUAACGACGUUAAUUCCCAGUUCUUAUUCUCGCAUGGUCCUCACUUGCCUGGCCACAGUACGAUUUCCAAAGUUAUGAAAUGAACUUGACUGACUCGCUUAUUAUUAUUGACCGAGCAUUAAAGAGAGUUGUCAUUUAACUUUAUUGGAAAGACCACCUAUAUUCACCUAACUUGAAUGGAACGACAGCAAACUUGAGUUCGUCAUCUGAUCUCGGUUUCUUUGCUCUGCUUCAUCUGCUAUGUACUUGUAAUGUCCCUUUUCCUGUGUCUUUAAUUUCGCACUUGUAAAUAGACUCUUGGAAGUCAGUUUGUAAUUGAACGGACCACUCUACUGCCUUUGAAGAUAAAUAAAUAAAAAUACGAAAAU